Messenger RNA from Colossoma macropomum (tambaqui), 2759 nucleotides. RefSeq names its product toll-like receptor 1 (gene tlr1). The transcript is spliced from 2 exons. Gene Ontology annotation, biological process: immune response; inflammatory response; toll-like receptor signaling pathway. Gene Ontology annotation, molecular function: transmembrane signaling receptor activity; protein binding. The record is from RefSeq and is a predicted model, not a curated record. Lineage: Eukaryota; Metazoa; Chordata; Actinopteri; Characiformes; Serrasalmidae. Gene Ontology annotation, cellular component: membrane. The coding region runs from base 132 to 2561 and encodes 809 amino acids.
ACAAAAUGUCAUGUGGAAGAGAGUACAGAGAUGCGCUGCUCAGCCUUAACUAAAACACUGCAACUUGAUACUUUCAUUGUAACCAGCAAACAAGGGAUUCUUCAGUAAACUGACAGUGUUCAACUAGAGUAAUGAAGGCUCUAGGGUACCCUGUUCGACCACUGGGUGUAUUCCUGGUAUUCUUCCUGACUUCCGCCUUGGCCAUGGAGACAGUCAUUCUCAAUUACUCUUCCAGAAACCUCUCUACUGUUCCUUCUGAUCUCCCAUCUUCUGCUCAUGGUGUGGAUCUCUCUCAAAAUCAGAUUCAGACCCUGCAGAAACAUGACUUCCUCAAAACACCCAGCCUCAGUUUCCUCAACCUCUCCUGGAACAUACUUGUGGAUAUACAUGUGGACACAUUUGUCUCCACUCCCGUUCUGGAAAAACUAGACCUGUCCUACAACAGACUCCAAAACCUGUCCAACCAGCAGUAUCUACUGCAUGCACAAAGCCUACAGUACUUGGACCUGUCAUGCAACACGUUUGCAGUAAUGGCACUUGGGACUGAGUUCUCCAAACUCACAAACCUUCGGUGGCUUGGCCUGAGUGCUGACACUAUUCGGAAUGAUGACUUUGCUAGCAUUUCUGAUCUCUUCCUCCAGACUCUCUUCAUCCAGGCCCAGAAUGUAAAGCACUAUGAAAAGGGAAGCCUCUCAGGUCUGAAAGCAGAAAAAGUUUCUAUUGUAAUGUCAAACAAAGCCACUGACCACCAAAUAAUAAUUGAUGCCAUAGCAUCCUUUAAGGAUGUAGAGCUCAGCUGGUUAUAUGAUCCAGAGGACUUCCUCAGAGACCUGGUGAUGCAGAGAGCAACCAUUCGAGCAGAGCAUUUACAAUUAUCUGCUGUUCGGAGCACCUGGAAUGUCAUGACAGCCUUUCUCAACAGUGUUUUAAUGUCCCCUAUCCGCCAGUUCAGUGCGUCCAACCUUACUCUAACUGCUAUGAAUGGAGGAAGACAUGUGCUCCAGAACUAUUUCUUAGAUUCCUUCAGUGUCAGGCAGUCAUCAGUGACUGUAUUCAUCUUUCAACAGGAAGUCCUUUAUGACUUCUUUAUUAACAUGCCUACGAAGAAUCUAACUUUUGCUCAGUCACCAAUAGUCCAUAUGACCUGCCCAGCAGCUGUUAGCAUGAUACAGAUGCUUGAUUUGUCUGACUGUGCCCUGUCUGAAAAGGUCUUCUCCAAAGGUCUGCAUGACGAAUGUGAUACUUUGACAAAUCUGGAGAAGCUUGUCCUGAAGGGUAAUAACCUUAGACACUUGAUGCCACUCACUUCAAGAGUUAGCCUUAUGAGCUCUCUCAGAUAUGUGGACUUCAGCCAGAACUCACUGACCUACGAAGAGGACCAGGGACGCUGCACUUGGCCUUCUAAAGUCACCCACAUAGAUUUAUCUUCAAACGGAUUUGACCAGAACGUGUUUAAGUGUUUGCCAAGUGCUAUAGCCAUUCUGAACCUCCAGAACAACCAGAUCACUGCAGUUCCUGCAAAUAUCUCUAGUCUGGACUUUCUCAGAGUUCUAGAUCUUACAUCUAAUCGUCUCCUGGAUCUGCCGGACUGUCUGGGGUACCCAAACCUACAGAGGUUUGUAGUGCGUGGGAACUCCCUUCAUGUUCCCUCACCAGGUGCUCUCGAGACCUGUCCACAUCUGACUGUCCUCGACACAAGCCAUAACCCCUACAUCUGUACCUGCCCUUUGCGAGACUUCACCACCCUCAUUGACAGCAAAGGCACACUGGGUGGAUCAAAAGCUUGGAAGAACCGCAGGAUUGCUUUGGCUCACUGGCCUGAAGGGUAUCGCUGCAGUUACCCAGAAUACUGGAGGCAUGCAAAACUUCAAAACUUCAGUCUGCCCGAGAUCACAUGCAAUGCUGGACUAUUGGCAGCCACCAUUUUAGUCCCAGCAUUCACCCUAAUCAUUGUUGUGGGAAUGCUAUGCCAUCAACUAGACAUUCCAUGGUACCUGGGAAUGAUCUGGAAAUGGACUCGUGCAAAGCAUCGUACACGAAUUGUCCAGCAACGACCAGAGGAGUUAGAAGGGGUGCAUUACCAUGCCUUCAUUUCCUAUAGCCAACGGAACUCUGACUGGGUAAAAAGUCAACUCUUGCCCAAGCUGGAGGGCGAAAACUCAGCAACAAUCCGAAAUGGACUACGAAUAUGCCACCAUGAGCGGAACUUCAUCCCAGGAAAGACGAUUGUGCACAACAUCCUCCAUUGCAUUGAACAAAGCAGAUGCUGUGUCUUCGUGCUGUCCUCCCACUUUGUCCAGAGCGACUGGUGUCACUAUGAGCUAUACUUCGCUAGCCACCAGAGGCUAACAAGAGGGCUGGACAACAUCAUCCUCAUUUUGCUAGAGCCGCUGCCCCCCUAUCUCAUCCCCUCCAAGUACCACUACCUGAAGGCAAUGAUGGCCAGACGCACUUACUUAGAAUGGCCACAAGACAAGGCCAAACAGAGAAUGUUCUGGGCAAACCUGAGGGCAGUGCUGCAGGCAGAUCUACCUACUCCUCUUGAGAGAGAAGAAGAAUGAGACUGCUGAAGAAAGGAGAGAAAAACAUCAGCAGAGAACAGUGAAGAGAGCGAAAGUUGAAGGCAUCUAAAGACAGCACAAAGAUUACAGAUUAGAUGUGGAAUUUUUUAAAACUGUUGGAGAAGUCAAAUAGUAAAAAACUCUACUGUACUUUUCACAAAUACAAAAAAAAACAAGUUUAUUACUGUUUGUUUACAA